GUAGCAGCUUCGCUUGGUGUACCAUCAUCUCUGUACUAUACCCUGCGUUUCAAAAGCCAUUACGCUUCCCUACACCGCACGGUUCGUUCACUCACUCACCCACACCGUCACAAGCGCACACAGCGGAGCAGAGAGCGCGAGCAGCCAUGAGCAAGGAGAAGCACCACCGCCACGAGCACCACCUCCGCCGCUGCUGCGGCUGCCUGGCCUCCUGCCUCCUCGCGCUGGUCCUCAUCGUUGCCUCCAUCGCCCUCAUCGUCUACCUCGCGCUCCGACCCUCCAAGCCGGCCUUCUACCUGCAGGACCUGCAGCUCCGCCGCCCCAUCUCCCUGGGCGACCCGUCCCUCACCGCCGCGGCGCAGGUCACGCUGGCCUCCCGCAACCCCAACGACCGCGUGGGUAUCUUCUACAAGCGGCUCGACGUCUUCGUCACCUACCGCGACGAGCCCAUCACGGUUCCAAUCUCGCUGCCGCCGCUGUACCAGGGCCACCGCGACGUCUCCGUCUGGUCCCCCGUGCUGUCGGCGGAGUCCGUGCCCGUGGCCGGGUACGUCGCCGACGCCAUGAGGGAGGACGUCGCGGCGGGUUAUGUCGCGCUGGAGGUCAAGGUCGACGGCCGCGUCAAGUGGAAGGUCGGCAGCUGGGUCUCCGGGAGCUACCACCUCUUCGUCAGCUGCCCCGCCAUGCUUUCCGCCGGCUACCCCGGAGGUGGUGCGGUCGACGCCGGGUUCAAUGGCACCGUGACGUCGCUCAAGUUCGCGCAGCCGACAGGAUGCAGCGUCGAGGUGUGACGCAGGGUAAAUAAUGAGCCGUACGUGUAUGCGACGAGACGUACUGAAAUAGCGCGCGGGUAGUGGCAAAGUGGUAAUUAAACUUCUUCGGGCAAAUCGUUACUUAAGCUGUUAAUUUUGUUCAUGUCUCAUGCAUGUGGGAGAAUAAGUUUAUGUUACAUACAUGUUCCAUUCCAAGACUCACCAGUUGUACUAAAACAUAAACUUUUGUUUCUAUAUCUUGUCCUCAAAUUAGAGCUCU
Molecule: messenger RNA, 1032 nt
Organism: Phragmites australis (common reed)
Lineage: Eukaryota; Viridiplantae; Streptophyta; Magnoliopsida; Poales; Poaceae
Product: NDR1/HIN1-like protein 1
Exons: 1
Coding region: 147-791 (214 amino acids)
Biological process (GO): defense response to other organism
Source: RefSeq, a predicted model, not a curated record